Messenger RNA from Chiloscyllium plagiosum (whitespotted bambooshark), 4212 nucleotides. RefSeq names its product caytaxin-like. NCBI's taxonomy places the organism in Eukaryota, Metazoa, Chordata, Chondrichthyes, Orectolobiformes, Hemiscylliidae. Gene Ontology annotation, cellular component: cytoplasm. The record is from RefSeq and is a predicted model, not a curated record. Gene Ontology annotation, biological process: apoptotic process.
UGCUGAUGUGCCUGCCAACCUGGUAAUUACCUCUGCACACAGCACUGUGCCUACCAGCAGUGUUCUGGCAAUGCAAAAAUAAGUCAGUGAUUGGCAUCUGCACCCGUAAUGGUGAAGAAAGCACUGAUAUAGUCAGCAUAACAAGGCUUCAAGUGAAGGUGGCAAAAGGUUCAGCUUAUUUAAGACACUGCUUUUAGUUCCAACAAUUUAAAUAAUCUGCUUCAGGAGAAGCAGACGGAGGAAUACGUUGGAGAUGGACAAAAGGACCAUUUCUUAUUAAAAUAAUAAGCUGUAAAGGAUCAGAGACUGAAUCUGCCGAAUUGUUUUAGCCCACCAUCUUCGGGAUUCUGAUGGGGACCAGUGAGGCAGCACUUCGAAUGGAAAAUGUUGAACUGAAAGAGGAAUGGCAGGAUGAUGAUUUUCCCAGACCGAUUCCAGAGGAACAAGGCAUGGAUGUUCUUGGACGAGUGCCAGCUCUAGAAAAUAGAACUUUGCCACCUAACACACUGAAUAUCAUUGGGAAUCAUCCGACACGUAAGACUCUUGUUGCCCCAGAAAUUAACAUCUCGCUGGAUCAGAGUGAAGGCUCCAUUUUGUCAGAUGACUACCUGGAUACACCUGAUGACCUCGACAUUAAUGUUGAUGACCUGGAGACUCCGGAUGAGACAGAUUCCCUGGAAUAUUUAGGAAAUGGAAAUGAGUUGGAGUGGGAAGAUGAUACUCCAGUUGCAAGCGCAAAAAACUCUCCCAGUGCAAAGGGGGGGUCCUUUGAAGACUGUGCAGAAGAUGGAGAAUCUACCAAUGGGAGACUGUGGAGGACAAUCAUCAUAGGAGAGCAGGAACACAGGAUUGAUAUGAAAAUCAUCAGGCCAUAUAUGAGAGUGGUGACACAUGGAGGUUAUUACGGUGAAGGUCUGAAUGCAAUUAUCGUAUUUGCUGCGUGUUAUUUACCUGACAGUGGUUGUGCAGAUUAUACCUAUAUCAUGGAAAACCUCUUCCUGUAUGUAAUCAGUAUCUUGGAGCUGCUGGUUGCAGAAGACUACAUGAUCAUUUACCUGAAUGGAGCCACACCUCGCAGAAGGAUGCCAGGCCUAGGCUGGCUGAAGAAAUGUUACCAGAUGAUAGACAGAAGGCUAAGGAAGAACCUGAAGUCAUUAAUAAUUGUUCACCCGUCCUGGUUUAUUAGGACUGUGCUGGCAAUCUCCAGGCCAUUCAUUAGUUUUAAGUUCAUGAGUAAGAUUCAGUACGCUCAUACUCUCUCCGAACUGGAACAGGCUAUUCCCAUGGAGCAGGUGCAGAUCCCAGAGUGUGUUUUACAAUUCGAGGAAGAAAGAAUAAAAUCAAGGAGGUCUCGAACAGAAGAUGGUCAGUCCGUGAUUGAGAGAAACAGAUCUGAAGCUGCAGCUGAAGAGCAGGAGUAAAGGAAGCUAAGAACCUUCAAAUCAAAAGCUGGAAUUCAGAGAAAACUGGAUGAAGUUCAUGACAAGAAAGUUCUUUUGAAAUAAUGUGACCAAGUUUGAUGGUUAUAAGAAUUGACUUUCACUCUCUGCCACUGAUUCCAGGAUGCAGACACUGGGCCCCGAGUUCAUUGGAACUCAGUUGCCAUUGAUCAGGCCAUUUUAGCAUGACAUGGAGUUUCUUAUGUCAUAACCAUGAAAAAUAUGUGGGAUAUGGUCAUAAUCCUAUUGCCAAAAGAGUACCCUAAGCAUAGCUGUUGAGAAUCAACUCAUAUCUCUAUUUCUUCCCCUAAUUUACUAAGCACUGAUGUUGCCGUACUGUGGGUUCCAUGGGCACCGAUUUCCCUCCAAUACGCUGAAUCUUUGUUGGCUUCAAGGCUGAUCUGGAUAAUCUGUUGUGCAAGUGUCAAAAUCCAAACUUAAUUCUCUCCUUAACCAACUCUUACACGAGAGUCGCUGACUAACAAUCCAAUGAAGGCAGUAGGUUUUCCAUGUAAGCAAGCCUUAGGUGUUCUUUGCCAGUUCUGUUGUAUUAAAGAGCUCUACAAAAGGAUUCUCCACUUUCAGCAGUGAUGGGUCUGGGAAAGAUCAUAUUGCUACAUUUCAGCUUUCUGUUAAGGCAGAAUAGGAAUCUUUUACAGUAUUUGACUCAUAAUUACUCGAGGCUGACAUUGGUGCAUAGGCAAUUUUUUUGAUUUUUUUCCACUGAACAGCACCACCCUGACAACAUAUAAUAUUAAAUAUAAAAAUGACUAAACCAUGGAUGGGGGUUAUGGAGGAGAGUGUAGGGGAGGGGUAGGUAAAAGAGUCUAUAACAGUGCAUCAUUAAUCUGUAAGGUGAUCUCAGAAGUUUUAGAAUUCUAUUGUGGAAUAAAAUAAAUGACGGUGAACACAAUAUGUUCUUCCUGUGUGACCAGGAGUGUCUCUGAGUCAAUCUCUGAGUCAGUCCCUGGCCUCUACUAGUUAGCUGAUCACAGCUGGAGUGGCAAUGUAGGCGUUCAAUAGUCAGCAUCUGUGGGGCUUUGUGGAGAGGGCAUUGGUGAUGUGGGGCUUGUUUUAAAGUGAAUAAAGACAGUAUCUGUCAGGUAUCCUACUCCUGUUCACAGUUCAGUAACUCCUACUGCCAGUUUCUGGGAUGUUAGGGGACAAAAAAUGUCAAGAAGGUGCCUGUGAUCCCAUUAAUGAUUGAGGGAAGGGCACUAAAAGACAAUCAUUGCCUAUGGAAACUACUUACAGCAAGUCAGUGCUUUGAGAGGAAAUAGGCAGAGGGAGAACUACAGAAAUGCUGUUUCACUGGAUUAGUAAGGUGAGAGUGGAAGGCAUGACUGUCUGAAGAUUAACCUGCUGUGGUGGCAGAGAGUGAGGGCUGACCAAUCAGGUGAAACAAACACCCAGCUGACAAUCAGAUUGGUCAAAUAAGUUGAAAAAUUCCCAAUUGAUGGGUCAGUUACUGCAAGUAUUUUUUUGUUGGUUUAAUAAUUCUCGUUGUAAUCAUUGUUCACUUUGAAUGUAUUACGUGUACAGUUUUAAAACCUUUUUAAUUUUCAUUGUCACUAAUUGCUCAGAAUUGUUGACUUAAAUUCAAGCUCUUGUCUAACAUGCUUGCUCCCUAUGCUGCAGUGUGACCAGCCCAGUGUGUAAUUAACAGCUGCAAAAAUUGUAAAACUUGCUGGAAAUAUUUGUCCCACUUUGUGAUCUUUAAGACAACAACAUGAUAAUUUGUUACCUAUUGUCUACACUAGAACUUUUAGUGAACAAAUCUUGUGGAACUCCUUGAUGGAUUUUUCUUGAACACCUUACUGUUGAGUUCUUUCAAAUCAGUGGGUUUUUUCAGUCUCUGUCUGUGGCUUUUCAUAGGAACACCUGUAACUUCCCCCAAAUGGUGCGAUUCUGCUCCUGGGAAGUGGCAAAAGUCAUGGAAUUGAACACUCUUAAUACAGCAAAAUGCUGCAGAUUCUGGAAAUCUGAAUUUUUAAAAAUAAAGUGCUGGAAAGGUGCAGCAAAUGCUGGUUGCACGAGUGGAGAAAGAAACAAAGUUACCACUUACAACUUAAUCUUUAAUCAGUAACAUCCUUUCGCUUUGUUACUGGGCAACAAGGAGGGCAUAGGAAUCAAUCCAGCUUUUGUUGAUGUCCCAGUUCUUUUAAAUGGAGCUCCUGACGUAGAUAGAGCACAGGUUUGCCCAAAUCCACAGGUUACACGUGGCUCCUAAGACAAAUGAUAAAUUCCACAUUAUGUUGAUCUCACAGAUUGAUUAAAAAUUGAAGGAAGUUGCAUUGGGUCCGAGGAGGCCUCAUUUGGGCCUUCAGGAAGCCAUCUCCCCAUCAUUCAGUUUGAUUGCUCCAUUGGCCUUUAUUCAAGAUCAGACUGGUUGUGGGGCUUUUAAUGAAGCUAAGACAGAAGGUGCUGUUGAGAGGCAGAUCAAUCCCAGAAUGUGAAAAGAUCAUUUUAAAUCAAACGAGUAGUUUUACGUUCCUUCUGUUAAAGGCCCCGUCCUGCACUUGGCAACACCUAAGGCAGCAUGAUUGAAUCCAGCAGCUUGUUGUGGACAUGUGGAGCUCAGACCCAUUCCUUCAUGGAGCAGUGUUGCAGCAUUCCUGAGUGAGUUAUUGCCAAGGGUUUUGGCCCUGUUUACAAAGUUAGUGAUACCGUUAAUGUAAACUGGAUAUUUAACCAGUUGAUGCCUAAUGUUAUGGCUAUUCAAUGUUUUCAGUUGUUAUAAAAAUAAACAGUUGGCACAGGUGCCAUGCAGUCA